AAAAAAGCUGGCGAUGCGGACGCCAAAAUGGCAGUCAAAGCAGCAACGAGCAAAUCGAGAGAGGAAUCGAUCACAUGGGGUUACUGGCCUCGUGCUGCUGGCUGGCUGUUUGGCUGGCCUGGCUCGGUUAUCGGCCAGAGGCACGUGCCGCGCAGUCGACGACAAAUGCCUCAUCACAUUCCGCACGACUAUGCGCAUAGUUCACAGGAGUUCAACGUGUGUGGACCACCGAAUCUGAAGGCAAAUCUGCACGGAAAUCUUCAAGAGGCGUUGAGUGGAUACGGUCGAGCUGGCACCAGCAGUCUUUCUAUCGAACUGUUUAUCUGGUUUGGUCUGCUUCAACACACAUUCGGUUUUUGGACGGUUGAACACCGAGUACAUCUGCCGAUUCCAGCAUUCUUCGCAACACACUAGCAAAACAAAAAAAAAAAUGGCCAGUCAACCGCGACGUCAAGGUUAGCUUAAACUUUACGUUAAAGACCACUAGCGAUGAGCUUUCAUCUCUCCAUCAUGGCUCGUAGAUCCCUUGUAUUUGGAUUGAACCUUACUAAUAAUCAGACACUAAUUUGUGCUCAAGCAAAACGCCCACGUCUUAAUUGAGUUGCAAAAAGCGCUUUUU
Messenger RNA from Phytophthora nicotianae INRA-310, 619 nucleotides. RefSeq lists its product as hypothetical. NCBI's taxonomy places the organism in Eukaryota, Oomycota, Peronosporomycetes, Peronosporales, Peronosporaceae. The record is from RefSeq and is a predicted model, not a curated record. The coding region runs from base 28 to 414 and encodes 128 amino acids. The transcript has a single exon.